GAAAAAAUAAUUAAUUGAUGUUAUAAUUUGUAGAUUGAUGCUAAUAAUGAUGGAUUCAUUGACAUGGCUGAAUUGAGAACAGCACUUGAUGUUUGUGGUUUUAAAAUGCCUGGAUAUAAAGUACGUCAAAUGAUUGAGGAAUAUGAUGAUAAACAACAGCCACAACAUAAAGGACGUUUGUCAUUUGAUGAAUUUGAAAAGUUGUGUAAAGAUUUAAAAGCAAAUGAGCUUGGUUCAUCAUUCAAACAGGCUGUAUCAAAGAAAGAAAAUUUAGAAACACUUGGUGGUAUUUCUGAGGCAUCAAGUCAAGGAACAACACAUUCAGUUAGACACGAAGAACAAUUGGCAUUUAGUGAUUGGAUUAAUACAAAUUUACGUCGUGAUCCAGAUCUCAAACAUUUAUUACCAAUUGAUCCAGAGGGUAGAUUACUUUAUGAUAAAGUUAAAGAUGGUAUUUUACUUUGUCAUCAAUCACUCGUGUCCAGAUACAAUUGAUGAGCAUACAAUAAA
This is a messenger RNA of Aphidius gifuensis, 510 nucleotides long. RefSeq names its product plastin-1-like. The transcript is spliced from 2 exons. Gene Ontology annotation, biological process: actin filament bundle assembly; actin filament network formation. Lineage: Eukaryota; Metazoa; Arthropoda; Insecta; Hymenoptera; Braconidae. Gene Ontology annotation, molecular function: actin filament binding. The record is from RefSeq and is a predicted model, not a curated record. Bases 64 to 495 code for a protein of 143 amino acids. Gene Ontology annotation, cellular component: actin filament bundle; actin filament; cytoplasm.